GUGUCUGACGUGUACAUUUGGUCACAGUGUAGUCACAUGAAACAUCCCUUUGGAGAGCUAUUUGUUUUUAUCUAUAAGCUAUAUACACAAGUUGUUUUUACAUCUAAAACAUCUAGCCAAUAGACUGACUGAGAUUAAACAUGGACGAAGACGGACUACCUAUUGUGGGAUCUGGAAUCGAUUUGACUAAGGUCCCAGCAAUUCAGCAGAGGAGAGUCGUUGCCUAUCUCAACCAGUUUAUUGUCCACACAGUCCGAUUCCUCAAUCGCUUUUCGGUUGUUUGUGAAGAGAAACUUGCCAACAUUUCACUUCGGAUACAGCAGAUUGAAACAACCCUCAGUAUUUUGGAAGCAAAGCUAUCCUCUAUCCCUGGGUUGGAAGAUGUCAGAGUGGAUGGGGUUGGUCAACAGCAAACGACAGAGGCCAAUGGUCUAGUACCUGUUCUAAAUGAAGUUCAGAUACCUUCAUCUCUACCGGUAGUACCAGCAGAGAUCUCUCAGAAUGUCCCAGAACCUGCUCAGGAACAGAAAGGUGAAUUGGCAGAGAAUGUAGUCACUGUGGCCAAGGACCAACGGUAUGCCCGUUAUCUGAAAAUGGUACAAGUGGGUGUCCCAGUUAUGGCAAUAAAGAACAAGAUGGUUUUGGAAGGACUGGAUCCCAACCUUCUCGACACACCAGAUGCACCUGUGCCUGACAGUGGUAAGAAAAACACAGCGGAGCCAGAUGAUGAUGGCUCUGGCAGCGAAUCAUCUUUCAGCGACUGAUCUCUCCAUAUCGCCAUGACACCCCUCUAUGGACCGCCCCUCCCUGGUCAUUAAUGAUCCAGGACUUUGCACUGUGCUGU
Molecule: messenger RNA, 844 nt
Organism: Osmerus eperlanus (European smelt)
Lineage: Eukaryota; Metazoa; Chordata; Actinopteri; Osmeriformes; Osmeridae
Gene: washc3
Product: WASH complex subunit 3
Exons: 7
Coding region: 141-764 (207 amino acids)
Biological process (GO): actin filament polymerization; exocytosis
Cellular component (GO): WASH complex
Source: RefSeq, a predicted model, not a curated record